AUGUUAUCAACGAAGAGGAAAGCGCUAGACAAUGGUCUACAAAGGCGUGUGAGAGCAAGAAGGGAGCCCUCUGAAGAAAUCGAGGAAUCGUCUUCAGAUUCUGCUCCAUCAGAAAUUGGCAAAGAUGACGAUGAGGAAGAGGGAGGUUCCAGCGAUUCGAAAGUUGAUGAGGAAGAUGAGGAAGCAUCUGAUUCCGGAGAAGAGAUGUCUAACGAUGCAGCCUCAAUUUCCUUUGGCGCAUUGGCAAAAGCACAGGCUACCAUGACCAAACCCAGUCAAAAAGAUUCAAAAAAGUCAAAGAAGAGUAGCGGAGAUGGAUGGGAAGACAAUGAAGCUACAGAACGUAAAGCCGGAAAGAAGGACCAACGAGAUUUUACCCGCAGCAGCAAAAAUGCACCCGCCGAGAUUUCAAGCAAGAAAGCGGUUUCGCGCCGCAGAGAAGCAGUACUCGUCAAGAAAAGAGACACUCGAGAUCCACGAUUCGAACCCACAAACGGUCCGGUUGAUCAAGAAAAGAUAGAGAGAGCAUAUAGUUUCUUGGAUGAUUAUCGAGAGGAUGAAAUGAAGGAAUUGAGGGAGGCGAUUAAGAAGACUAAGGAUGACCACAUUAAGGAGACGUUAAAGAGAAAAUUGUUGAGUAUGGAGAGUAGGAAAAAGACGGAUGCGAGAAAGAGGAAGGCGAGGGAUAUAUUAGAUAAGCACAGGAAGGAGGAGAAGGAGUUAGUGAAGGAGGGAAAGACACCAUAUUAUCUGAAGGAGGCCGAACAGAAGAAGAGGGUGCUGUUGGAUACGUAUGGAGAGUUGAAGGGGAGACAGCUGGAUCAUGUUAUCGAGAGGAGAAGAAAGAAGGUAGAGGGGAAGGAAAAGAAGAAUAUGCCGAGGGCGAGGAGAGUGGUCGAGUAG
Sclerotinia borealis F-4128 is the source of this 903-nucleotide messenger RNA. The record is from the annotation of a GenBank genome assembly. Lineage: Eukaryota; Fungi; Ascomycota; Leotiomycetes; Helotiales; Sclerotiniaceae.